CUAGCCUUCCUUCCGGAGCCGCGCUCGGCGCCGGGGGCGCGGGCAGCCCAUGGGAGCCCGGGGCGCCCAGGAUGCGGGUGCCGGCCAGGGAGCUCUUCCGGGACGCCGACUUCCCCGCCUCGGACUCCUCGCUGUUCUCCAGCUUCUCCACGCCGCUGGCCCAGUUCCGCGAGGACAUCACAUGGAGGCGGCCCCAGGUGGGGCUGUUGGCGCGGGUCUCGAACCUCGGGUCGGGCCCCGAACCUCGGGAAAUCUGUGCCACGCCCCGGCUGUUUGCAGAUAACCCACAGGAGGGACAGGUGAAGCAAGGGCUGCUGGGAGACUGCUGGUUCCUGUGUGCCUGCGCCGCCCUGCAAAAGAGCCGGCACCUCCUGGACCAGGUCUUUCCUCCAGGACAGCCGAGCUGGCAUGACCACACAUACCGCGGCUCCUUCACCUGUCGAGUUUGGCAGUUUGGACGCUGGGUGGAGGUGACCAUAGAUGACCGUCUGCCUUGUCUUGCAGGGAGACUCUGCUUCUCCCGGUGUCAGAGAGAGGAUGUGUUCUGGCUUCCCUUACUGGAGAAGGUCUACGCCAAGGUCUAUGGGUCCUAUGAGCACCUGUGGGCAGGGCAGGUGGCGGAUGCCCUGGUGGACCUCACCGGGGGCCUGGCAGAAAGGUGGAGCCUGAAGGACUUGGCAGGAACCAGUGGCCAACAGGACAGGCCUGGCGGCUCGGAGCACAGGACUUGCCGACAGCUGCUCAGCCUCAAGGACCGGUGUCUGAUAAGCUGCUCGGUGCUCAGCCCCAGAGCAGGUGCCAGGGAGCUGGGGGAGUUUCAUGCCUUCAUUGUGUCCGAUCUGCGAGAGCUCCAGGGGCGGGCUGGCCAGAGCAUCCUGCUGCUGUGCAUUCAGAAUCCCUGGGGCCGGCGUUGCUGGCAGGGGCCCUGGAGAGAGGGGGGCGAAGGGUGGAGCCGGGUGGACCCAGCCGAUGAGUCUGAGUUGCUGUCCCAGCUGCAGGAAGGAGAGUUCUGGGUGGAGGAGGAGGAGUUCCUCCAGGAGUUUGACGAGGUCACCGUUGGCUUCCCAAUCACGGAGGCCGGCCACCUGCAGAGCCUCUACUCAGGAAAGGCGCUGUGCCACACUCAGGAGCUGCCUGGGGCCUGGGUCAAGGGGCAGUCGGCAGGAGGCUGUCGGAACAACAGCGGCUUUCCCAGCAACCCCAAGUUCUGGCUGCGGGUCUCAGAACCGAGCGAGGUGUUUGCCGCUGUCCUGCAGAGACCCAGGGUGUGCGCCGCAGGCCGGGCAGGCCGGGCUCGGGCUCCGGUGGGGGACGGACCUGCUACGAGGAGCCCGGCCAGCUUCCUGGGUGAGGACUACCAGGCCGUGGGCCUGCAUAUCUGGAAGGUGGAGAAGCGGCGGGUCAGCCUGCCCAGGGUCCUGUCCACGCCCCCCGUGGCCGGCACCGUGUGCCAUGCCUACGACCGGGAGGUCCACCUCCGCUGCGAACUCACGCCAGGCUACUACCUGGCCGUGCCCAGCACCUUCCUGAAGGACGUGCCAGGGCAGUUUCUGCUGCGGGUCUUCUCUAGUGGGAGAGUCUCCCUCAGUGCCAUCAAGCCGGCGGCCGGGAGCCCUGCCCCUGGGGAGGCCCUGCCCGCGGGCGAGUGGGAGACCGUGCAGCUGCGGGGCUCCUGGAGAACUGGCCAGACAGCAGGGGGCAGCAGGAACUUUGCCUCCUACCCGAGCAACCCCUGCUUCCCCCUGUCGGUCCCUGAGGGCCCAGGGCCCCGCUGUGUCCGUGUCACCCUGCGUCAACACUGCCAGGACACCCAGUGCCACCCCAUCGGCUUCCACGUCUUCCAGGUUCCGGUGGGGAGCCAGGGUGCGCCCGGCCUGCUGCUCCAGGAACCUGUCCUGAGCUGCGUGCCGCAUCGCUACGCCCAGGAAGUGAGCCGGCUCUGCCACCUGUCGGCAGGGACCUACCGGAUCGUGCCCUCCACCUACCUGCCGGACACAGAGGGGGCCUUCACGGUGACCAUCGCCACCAGGAUAGACAGGCGCUCCAUUCACAGCCAGGAGAGGCUGGGGCAGCUCCUUCAGGAGAUGGAAGCUAGAUUUGCUGCCUUUUGAAAUGAACAGAAGAGUCACUUUUUUCCUUGGGACACUUUGGUGUCUUGGGGACCCCAACACAAGGCCUUGGACAUGGCUGCUCCAUCAAGGAGAUGCUGUUUACUGGUUUUGAGGAUGAGUUUUAGGGGGCAGGCUGGGCCUUCCAGCCCCCAGGAGUACUCAGCUCUUCGGCUCGGGCCCAGUGCCCACCUGGGGGCCUGAGCUGCAGGGCUCCGGCUGGUCCUCUGAUUCCCAGCAAGUGCCAUCUGUCAGCACAGACAGUGGUCACGCGUCUGGCCUGGGAGCCUGCUCACUCGGGCCCUGGGGGAUACGCGGCAUGGAAGUUUAGUCACCAGGCUUGUGCACGGUUGCCUAAAGCACCCCCCAUCCCAUGCCUGCCCUCCCCCCACCCCCACAGGGCCAGGGCUCAGGCUUUGCCCAUCCUCAGCUGUCUGUCCCUUCCCAAAUCACCCAGGAGGAGAGGCUGAUAGACAAGAAGACCGCCCUGCCUUGGGCUGGGCUGGCUGCUCUGUCAGGGGUCAGUCCUGGUCCGCUGUGUGUUCGUGGGGCCUGGACAAGUGUGAUGUUGGGGCACCGGGAUGCGUGUGUGUGUGUGUGUGUGUGUGUGUGAGAUCUGAUUGAUGUGCUCUCAUCCCUCAUCCGCCAAGUCCCAAAGAGAAGACCCAUCAGCAUCAACAUCCCUCUCUACCCUGCUCCCCCAUUCCUUCAUUCUGAAGCUCCUCUGAGCAUGUGUGGGGUGUUAUGGAUGUGGCCAAGAGGCCCAGCACACCUGCCCUUGAGGCAUGCACAAUCCAUUAGGGAUGACUAUCUGCACACAGGUCAUGUGGAUACUCCUGAUGGUGAGGGACAGAUGACACAUGGGGGUGGUCCUUGACCAGCCUGGGGCCAGCAGUGCAGGGCAGGGGCUGACAGAGGAGCUGGGCACCCGCAGGGAAUGGAAAGAAGCUCUCUGUGCCUACGGUGUGGGGAGUAGGCUCAGAAAAUGUGGCAGGAGCUGAGGCUAGAAAGGUAGGUAAGGGCCUUGAGGUCCAUUUAAGGAGCUUGGGUCUUAUGUUUUGGGUGGUAGGGAGCCACUGCACAGUUGUAAGCAGGGUCUGAUGUGUGUGUAUUUGACAUCUCUCUCUCUGGUCAAAAUUUCUGGAUGGGGAGGGCACCAAGCAGAAGGCUGUUGCAGACAUCAAGGGAGAGAUGAUCAUGUCCUUGCCGGACGGGAGGUAGUAGAGGCAGAGACAAGAGGUCAGUGUUGAGGUAGAGUUAGGAGGCAAAAUCAAUAGAACAUGAUGCUUGAUGGAUUAUUAAUUAGAUCAAUCACAUAAAUCAGCAUGAGGAGAAUUGAUCCCUUCCAAUCCAUGAACAUGGUCCAUUUUUUGAGGUGGUCUUUAAUUUCUCUCAGCAAUAUUUUGUAGCUUUGAGCAUAGACAUUUUAUACUUUUUCUUAACUACUUUGUUUUCUGACACUUGCAAAUGAUAUUGUAUUUUGAAAAGGGUUUUAUUUUUCCAGUUUAUUGCUAGUAUAUAGGAAUACAUUUUUUGUAUAUUAAUUUUGUGUC
Messenger RNA from Leptonychotes weddellii (Weddell seal), 3661 nucleotides. The record is from RefSeq and is a predicted model, not a curated record. NCBI's taxonomy places the organism in Eukaryota, Metazoa, Chordata, Mammalia, Carnivora, Phocidae.